Molecule: messenger RNA, 820 nt
Organism: Aspergillus brunneoviolaceus CBS 621.78
Lineage: Eukaryota; Fungi; Ascomycota; Eurotiomycetes; Eurotiales; Aspergillaceae
Exons: 2
Coding region: 302-547 (81 amino acids)
Source: RefSeq, a predicted model, not a curated record
GCUACUUUCAAGCUGACGAGGCUGUCUGGCCUGUUGGGCGGGGUUAUGAGACUGCGCCGCAAAUGCCUGAGGCAUGUAUAGGGUUGGCAUAAAUGCGAAGACGAGGUCCUUUCAUGCCUCCUUCUUUCCUUCUUAUCCUCAAGUUUGAUACUCUUGUUAGUGAGAUUGAUAGUUGUUUUUAUUUUUCAUACCACAAUCAGAGGAGCUCAGUCCAAUACUGCAAGCUUAGAGCUGGCCAGCUCCCAACAUACAAUUCGACAGUCAUUGCCCCUCCUCGGCUCCUUACUCCGACAGUGACACCAUGAAGGGGUUACUUCCCGCUAUCUGCACCGGCCUUUUGGUAUGCCAUGUUCAGGCUGGCCCGGCAGCAUACGGGAUUUGCCAAGCCGGCUGCGCAUCUGUGGUCACAGCUUGCUACGCAGCAGCAGGCUUCACUUGGGGAGCAACUCUUGGGGCUACUGCGCCAGCAUCCGUUUUAGCCUGUAAUGGUGCCUUUGGGAUCUGUCAAGGUGCAUGUGCCACUGCUUUACUGGCACCAACCUUAUAAGGUGCGGGAAUUUUUCGAAAUCUCUUUGAGACAGUCGGUUAGGGCGAGAACAUAGGUUCCAUCAACUUUCAGUCUCGAAAGGGUAUUGGCAGAAUUACUAAGGUGGGCUUGCUGAUCUCGCGGGGACAGCCAAUCGGCUCUCGGGGCUCUAGUGCGGAUGUGCGAAUGUGUUGAUGCAAUUGCUUUGUAUUUAUUUUUGUCCUACUCCAGAAUCCAGUUCCUAAAGCUUGUCUUCCUUACUUUCUGCAAUGUGAAAGUUCCUCAUCCCGGCGG